AUGUCGGAAGAGUCGCUGCCGGUGCUGCUCAAUACAGUACAGACGCGCCUGGUGCAGUCGCAGCGCCAGCUGAGCAUUGUGCGCGCACAGGUGAAUGCGCGACAGCGCGAGAUCAAGCUCCAGGAGCUGACGCUCGAGCAGCUCAAGGGACUGGGGCCCGAAACGCGCAUGUACGAGGCCGUGGGCAAGAUGUUCAUGCAAGAAAGCUACGAUGACCUCACGUCGGAUAUCCAGCGGAAACAGGGCUCGGCCUCGGAAGAGACCGACAUGCUGCUGAAAAAGCAAAAGUUCCUUGAAAAGCAGGUGGCCGAGGCACAGUCGCACCUGAACGACCUCGUGCGCUCGAUCGAACGCGCGAAUGUGCCCGCGUAA
Malassezia japonica is the source of this 372-nucleotide messenger RNA. RefSeq lists its product as uncharacterized. Bases 1 to 372 code for a protein of 123 amino acids. Gene Ontology annotation, molecular function: protein folding chaperone. Gene Ontology annotation, biological process: protein folding. Lineage: Eukaryota; Fungi; Basidiomycota; Malasseziomycetes; Malasseziales; Malasseziaceae. The transcript is spliced from 4 exons. Gene Ontology annotation, cellular component: prefoldin complex; cytoplasm. The record is from RefSeq and is a predicted model, not a curated record.